This is a messenger RNA of Pararge aegeria (speckled wood butterfly), 1242 nucleotides long. RefSeq names its product replication termination factor 2. Gene Ontology annotation, cellular component: nucleus. Gene Ontology annotation, biological process: site-specific DNA replication termination at RTS1 barrier; mitotic DNA replication termination. The coding region runs from base 86 to 1078 and encodes 330 amino acids. NCBI's taxonomy places the organism in Eukaryota, Metazoa, Arthropoda, Insecta, Lepidoptera, Nymphalidae. The record is from RefSeq and is a predicted model, not a curated record. The transcript has 4 exons.
GUGAUUUGAUUUGUUAUUGUCGCAGCAUCAUUGAUCUGAGUAUGGAAAUUUAAUAGUUAUUUAUUAAAAUAAUAAAAAGUAUAUAAUGGGUUGUGAUGGCGGUACUAUUCCACGCAGAGAUGAACUUGUUCGUCUGAAAAAGAAACCAGAACAGAAAGACAAAGAUGCUGAACGCUCAUUCAAAUGGCGCAAUUGCACUCUGUCACAGCAACCGCUGCAGGAACCAGUUGUUGCUUGUGGUCUUGGCAGGCUGUACAGCAAGAGCUCUGUGUUGGAAGCAUUGCUUGACAAGGAGAGUAAACCAGAAUCUAUCAGUCACAUAAAGAAUCUUAAGGAUAUCAAAGAUCUAAACCUGUUUAAGAACCCAGCAUAUAUCAAAACAGAGCACACUGAGGGUGCAGUAGGCGAGGGCAGUGCACCAUACAUCUGUCCCAUCAGUGGGCUUGAGAUGGCUGGCAAGUUCAGAUUUGUUUUUCUGUGGAGCUGUGGCUGUGCGCUCGCUGAGAGGGCCUUUAAGGAAGUUAGGCAAAACAUUUGCCAUAUGUGUCAAAAAUCUUUCACAGACAAUGACGUCAUUGUACUCAACGGAAACGAUGAAGACAUUGAACUGCUUAAGGAAAAAAUGACAGUCAGGGUCGCAAACAGGAAGACUAAGAAAACAAAAUCAGACAAAACAACAACCAAGACUAAAACUGAUACCACAGAGGAAACUCCUUCAACAUCUACCGAAGUUAAGAUAGAAAAAGAAGAUGAGAGUGUGAAUGGGGAAGAUAAGAUUAAAAAAGAGACAGAUGUACCGGCCAAUGAAAGUAAAGUGAAGACGGAAAUUGACACAAUACCUUUAUCUAUACCGAAAUUUAAUCCUAAUAAACAGACACGAGGCCACUUUGGUUCAUCAAAACGGGCGCAUCCAACUCAGUUAGCGCAGGACCCAUCUUACAAGAAAACUAAAAAGGAAUACAGUAUAGCGAAAGACCCUCAAAGCAGUGAGGUGUAUAAGUCAAUAUUUACUUCGCACAAGAAUGAGCAGGACCAACAGAGAGCCCAUUGGGUUACGUACAAUCCAUUUUAUAACUAACUACGACGCUUAUUUCUGCCGCCAAACAGCAUUUGCUGUGUUCCAGUCUGAAGGGCGUGGAUGCCAGUGUAAUAACAGGCACAUUAACGCCUCAGGUUGGAGGAAGUUUUUAGUUAAUAGAAUAGUUAAACUGAACAGCAAUAAAUAAAAGACUUGUUUUAUUA